UGGCGCCAUUGGUUACAAGCGCCGUCGAUAGAUAAUCUCUGACCAAUCGACGGCCUUACUGUACAUCGCCGCUGUCCAAUCACAAGCCGCUGAGCGGCCACUUGAGCUCGCCCCUAAAUAGUCGUCAGCUAGUGGUCGAGUCAAGUCAUUUAGUAGAAUGGUCGAGAUGGGUGGUACGCAUCUUUAAUGGCCUCAACUCAGCUUUUAAAUAAGUUAUAAAUUUCACUUUAAGCUACUUGUGUUAUGAUUAAGGUGCGAGUUUGCAUUUGUACGUAACUUAAAGCUGCUGCUGGUGCCCUCACUUUUUCUCUCCCUGUUUUCGCUAUUUAAAGUCGGACUCUUUGGGGAAGGAUGUCAGUCCCCGGCAACUCGCUCCAACAGCCCCGUGUGAGACGCAGCAACGCGGGCUCCCCGGGCUCGUUCGGAAACGGCGGAUGUCGCCUGCACCCGCUCCGCGCCACCGUGCCCUACCAGCUGCUGCGCGGCGGCCAGGGCAGCCCAACGCGGCCGUCGCCGAGCCUCCACGGCGGGGCCGCCGCGGGCAGCCGAGGCUCCAGCCCCCCCUCCAGCCCGACUCUCCUCCUCCCAGGAAGUAAGCAGGGACUGUCGUCCGAAAACAAGGACGCCUCCUGCCCCCCGGACUCGCCCGUUUCCAGAGCAGAAAGGUCCAAGUUGCAGAUGCGUAGCUCCAGCGCCAUUCGACGGACAUCUUCCCUGGAUGCCAUCACCGCCCCGUACCUCACCGGACAGUGGCCCCGAGAUGUUCACGGGCCUUACCCCUACUGUAUGAAAGACAAGUCCACUCAGACUCCAGGCAUGUGGAUGGACGACGGGGCGGACCAAGGGAGUCCUCACCAGAGGUCCGCCUCCUGGGGAAGCGCAGACCACCUCAAGGAGCAGAUUGCCAAGCUGAGGCUGCAGCUUCAGCGCGGCAAACAAGGGAGUCGGCAGAGCAAAGAGCGAGACGCCACGUCCGGGACGCCACACACCCAACAAGCCGCCGCCGCUGCCGCCGCUGGUGCCUGUCCUUCACAGCAUAAGGGAUCUUCUUGUUCUUUGUCCGCCAAGUCUCUGAUCUGCAGAGUGCCGAGCAGUGUGGAGGCGAUCAACCACGAGCUGGAAAACGUCUUCAUCAGACAUGAUUGGGAGCACGGCUUACAGGCCACAGACGCAGCAGACGGCCGUCGGGCUCCUUUCCCGCUGCACCGCUACAGCAACAUGGGGGAGACACGGGACACGGAUACCCAGGCCCCCUCCAGCGGAGAGUCCAGUCCGUCCCCCCGACUCCGCAGCCCCCUCAGUCCCCAACACCUGCACUCCCCGGACGGAAGCCCCUCGUCCUCAGCGGAUGACGUGGACAAAGAAGGCGCAUGCGGCUCGCCCCUUCCCAAGUUUGCCACAUCUCCCAAACCCAACAACAGCUACAUGUUCAAACGAGAGCCACCGGAAGGCUGCGAGAGGGUCAAAGUCUUUGAUGAGAUGCUGUGUGGCCAAUCAAAAGGCUUCCCGCUCUUCUCGUGUCCCGACAAAAACAAGGUGAACUUCAUUCCUCGAGGUUCAGCUUUUUGCCCGGUCAAGCUGCUCUGCUCGUCCCUCUUCUCGCCCAUGUCCUGCUCCGGCGCCGAUGCCGACGCCGGCGCCAGUGCCGCCAGUCUCCACAGCAAUGACACCCAGUCUCAGGACACGCCCAACUCGCCCGAUAGGCAGGAAGCUGAGGCGGCCGUCGGCGGUUUGUCGUCAGGAAUAUAAAAGACGCUGCCACAUUAUAAACGCAACAACAACAACAAAAAAAGCUUUGCACUCCAUUAAUUCCAAAUCAAGCUCAUGUCCACACAAUCACUAAUAUAUUUUUAACACCUCUCCCCACCCGCGCCAAUAAAGCUAGUGCGAACUAAAAGCUUAACUGCGCGGCUACGGUAAAGUAAUUAUUAGCUGAUUUAAUUUAGGCUAACACCGAUGCACUUUCAAUCACGUUAUUGAACAAAACGGCAAGUAAACACAAGCAGUUGUUAUUGUUCGUCAACUGAUGCUGUUUCUCGACAAGCAGAGAGGCUAGCGGUUAGCCAGUUAGCUGCCAGCCAACUCGAUGCUCCAAUUUGUUCAGGCCCAGGCCAAGUCCAACUUUGCAUUCAGUCACAAAUACGGCACUGUACAACAUGAGGAUGGCGACCCCAAGUGGACAAAAAUAUCUGCACCUCACGUAUCACAUUGGCAUUGUGAAGGUUUGAAAUACAUAGAAUAAUUUUUCAAAAGUCACUGCUUCCAUCUGUCUGUAACCUAACCCCCACAAUAAACAAGAGUUUAUUGUCAUUUUUUUUU
Molecule: messenger RNA, 2319 nt
Organism: Hippocampus comes (tiger tail seahorse)
Lineage: Eukaryota; Metazoa; Chordata; Actinopteri; Syngnathiformes; Syngnathidae
Product: glucocorticoid-induced transcript 1 protein-like
Exons: 9
Coding region: 352-1749 (465 amino acids)
Biological process (GO): podocyte development
Cellular component (GO): cytoplasm
Source: RefSeq, a predicted model, not a curated record